This is a messenger RNA of Kickxella alabastrina, 2555 nucleotides long. RefSeq lists its product as uncharacterized. NCBI's taxonomy places the organism in Eukaryota, Fungi, Kickxellomycota, Kickxellomycetes, Kickxellales, Kickxellaceae. The coding region runs from base 428 to 2455 and encodes 675 amino acids. The record is from RefSeq and is a predicted model, not a curated record. The transcript has a single exon.
UGUGUGGUCCUCACAAAGAGGCAAAUCUCAGUUGACCACUUCUUUGUAGCAGAAGAAAAGGUAUGCAAGUGCGCUUCACAUAAUUGCAAGUGUUGCUCUUCCAACCACCGAUUUUGCAGGUUUGGAUUUUCUGAACUUGCACCGCAUUUCUCACCUCUUUUUUAUGGUGCUGCUUAUUCGGUUUCUUAUUUUCUUCCUUCCUUCCUUCCUUCCGCUCAAAUUAUAUUUUUUGUCGCAUUUUUGUUACACCCAAUUUUCACCACCCGCGACUUGUAAAAGUCAUCUAGACAGCGUGCACGUAACUUUUGUGCCUGUUUACAGUCUGUGAUCGCUUAAUAUUUUAUCCCGCUCCUAUUUAUUGUUUAUUUUUUAUUCAAACCCCACUUUUUGAUAUAUUUCGAUUUUGCGCGGUGUACAGCUCUUAACAAUGAAGCUGCCUUUUAGCCUUGUAAAAGCCGCCGCAGUGGCCCUGUGCCUGGUCCAGUCGGUCCAGGGCUUUGCAGCAAACUUUACAAAGCGCACAGUCACUUCCAGCAACCUCAUAAACGACUUCCGUGGCGCUGUUCUUAUUCUUGCUGGUGUGCAGACAUCCUGCGAAAUAGCUCUUUUUAACACCCAGUUUGGAGCCACUGCGGCCAGCUGCUUUAUUUUUAAAUCCGACGGCAGCGUAGACAACGACAAGGAUUUUAAAAUUGCCAUCAACAGUCCAACUGACGGAACUUCCAAGAUGUUUACGCUUGACUCCAUUGACGUUCACUCCGACUACGACCCGUCGACGUACGCCAACAACAUUGCCUUUAUCACAUUCAACACCAAAAACUCGCAGUCGUGGUACUCUUUUGUUGGUGCAAACCCUGCUGAGUGGGACAGCGUUCUGUACAGCCACCGCAAAAUGACCAGUGUCAAGGAAAAAACCUGGGGGUCUACAAGUGCCGCUUUCUUGUCGUCCAACAGCGAAUGCAGCGCCAACAGCAACCUGUUCAGUUCAAACUCAAACACCAUGCUGUGCGUUACCAGUGCUGUGACUUCGCCUAUGAACAGCAAUUGCAGGUUACCCUACGGCACCGGCUGGGGUGUAAUGCAGCCCGACGACUUGUCUGUUUCGGCCAUCUACAGUCAUAGCGUUAUUACCGGCGACAGCCUCUGCCAAGCCACGGGGACAUCGUACCAUUACUACACCAUGAUCUACCCGUACAUUGCAUGGGCUAAAAGAAAGGUUGGGAUAGACAUUGACACGUUCUGGCUUGAUAACUCUUAUUCUCUGAAAGGCGACACCUCAUUCAGCAUGAAAAACGCCGCCGGGGCAAGCAAAUCUGGGAUCAAGCUGGUUUCUGGCGAUUUUUACCCCAUGCACCGAAACUAUGUUCCUACCGCUGUUUCAACUCCGACCCCAACUCCAACUCCAACUCCGACCAAGUCAUCUACAAAGAUUGAGGUAAUUAAAACCACAGCUCCCAGCAAUGGUGAUAGCAACUCGGGCGGUAAUACGGGUGACAGCAACAGCAACGGCAACAGCAACAACAGCAACGACAACAACAACAACGACAACAACAACAACGACAGCAACGACAACAGCAACAGCAACAACAACGACAACAGCAAUAACAACUCGGGCAACGGCAGCUCAGGGGGCAGCACCGGCGGGUCUAAAGACAGCAGUUCCAGCACCAACAACAGUUCAAAGUCAGUGAGUAGAGCGAGCAGUAGCAGCCAUCAGACCACUCGUGCCCCCUCAGCCAACAACGAAGACUCUGACGACUCGGGAGAUGUUAUCGUGGAAAAAGAUAACGAACAAAUAAUUGAAGAUGGAGACUUUGUCACUGUCAACGGAAGCAUUAUUCCAAUUGCUGAGCUUUUAACUAAUCCUGGCAUGUCGGACCUUGAGAUUACCCGCGUACUGUACCUCACCAAGACCGAUUCAAACGGCAAGCUUGUUUUGGUAUCAAAUAUUGAGGUCGAAACCUACGCUUACGCCGAUUACAUGGACAACGACGACGACGAUAUAAUUGAUGACCCUGUUGACGAGAUUGUCCCCGAUGGUGGAAUAAAGAGCUCGCAGAAUAAUGCCAACGCAAAGGCAAGAAGUGGCAAUGAGUUGAGCCGCGGCGCUAUCAUUGCCGUCAGUGUUGUUGUUCCUCUUGCCACCAUUUUCAUACUGAUUGGCAUGUACUUCUUGCACAAGUGGUGGCGCAGACGCCGCAACGCCAUGAGCUGGGAUCCCAAGAAUGAGACUGCCAACCUUAACAACAAGAGAAUGCUCGACGAAAUCUCCGUUUACGACGGCGCCGAAACCGAGGCCAAUCCAGAAUUUAACAAUGUUGCUGUACCUGCACCUGUUUAUGUCCCUGUCACUGAACGCAUUACCAGAGACAGUCACGACAUUUCUCUUCCAAACUAUGAGGCACAUGGCUUUGAAAACCUUGUUUUGCCAUCUGAAAAGCCAGUCGCAGGUUGAGUCGCUUUGAUUUGGGCGUAUACUUGUUUAUCUAAAUUUAAUUUAUUAUGUUGUCUACAUUCUAUUACCUGCAUUUAACCCGAAUUAUAUAAUAUAUAAA